This is a messenger RNA of Porites evermanni, 4123 nucleotides long. Lineage: Eukaryota; Metazoa; Cnidaria; Anthozoa; Scleractinia; Poritidae. The record is from the annotation of a GenBank genome assembly.
CCCCAGAAGCCCGCCCCUCCUGCUCCGCCACCCGAUUGGAGUAAGGAGCCUGGGAAAGUGCAGUUCCUCACGGACAAGACCUGGGACUCGUUUAUGGCGGAUCAUUCCUCAGUGCUAGUGAUGAUGUUUGCUCCCUGUAAGUAAGAACCAGAGCUUUUUAGCAAUUUCCUUAUUCCUGUCUUUUCCUGUCACGUCAAUUUUGUUCUCUCUUUUCCACGUUAUCCUAUCUCUUUUCGUUCAUUGAAUUCCUUUUUUUCUCUUUUUCAUUCCACUAUUCACAAUUCAACCUUGUCGUCCAUUCCCGUUUAUUCCAUUUCAUCGAUCUAUCCAUUCUUUUCAGGGUGCGGUUACUGUCAAUCUAUGAAGCCCAACUACUUCAAAGCUGCGGAGAUUCUUAGUGAAGAAAAUGUAAGUGGUAGUUCGACGCUUUUUCACUGUGGUUCUCCUCGAAAAUUUCUUUCGUUUUCCUCAGCAUUCCUUUUUGGGAAGGACCAACGCUAUUUUCAUGUACUCCUGGUGGUUUGUAAUUUUCCAGGGUAUCAACUCUCUCUUACACCAUAGAGUUAACGAGAAAUUUGUUCUUCUAUUGUAGCCGUCUACUUCAUUGGCUGCAGUUGACUGCACAAAAUAUAAAGGGCUUUGUAAACGGUUCGAAGUGCAAGGAUAUCCUACAGGUAAAAAGUUAAUAUCAAAUGUUUUUGUUGGAUAAAUAAACACCGAGAGGUUGCCUCGUUUAUCUAAUCCUCUUGCUUUCCUUUCAUUUUUGUUUGCUUGUCAUUUCUUGAUGGGGAGUGCAGUGAAAUACUUCAAGUAAGUAGCAGUAUUAUCCUUUUCAGUCUUUGUUAUUAUCAUUUUCGCUAUAACUGUUAUCGUUAUUUUCAUUGCUUUUGUUGUCCAAUUGAGCGAAUUCUUUACUUAAUUUAAGUUUCCUUAUUUUGACCUUUUUGUUUUAUAGAAAUGGCGAGUUUUUAAAAGAGUAUGAAGGCGAUAGAUCUGCGCUGGAUAUAGUCAGCUUCAUGAAAACGUAAGUCAUCUAGUUUUUUCCUCGACUUAACCAUCUUUUUCAGCAUUUACAUUCUGUUCAAGGCAUCUUUUACAUCAUUUUACUAAUUGAAUCUCUGCAAUCUCCUAGCGAGAGUGAAAUUGAAGUCCCUGACGAAAAAGUAUCCAAAGAGGAAAGCAAAGAAGAUCUAACAGAGCCAGAAGGAUUAAAAAUUUUGACAGCUGCAAACUUUGACACAUUCCUGUCUCAGACAGAACACGUGAUAGUCAUGUUCUUCGCUCCAUGUGAGUACAAAGGUCGUAUUUACAGUGAUCCCAGUCCCUGAGUUUAAGCCAGUUACAAUUUAGUUACAUUUCAUGUCCCAGACUAGACACGUGAUAGUCAUGUUGUUCGCUCCAUACAAGUACAAAUGGCGUAUUAUCUGAUCCCAGUCCCUGAUUUUAAACCAGUUACAAUUAAUGUGCUAAACAGAACACGUGAUGGUCAUGUUCUUUACUCUGUGUGAGUACAAAGGUCGUAUUUACUGAGAGUUUAAACCAUAUACAACUUAACUAAACUCAGAUCAAAGUUACUUUGUUGGCGUGUUUUUUGAUAAUGAGUAUAAUAAUAUUAAGUUUAUGAUUCUGAUUCUGAAUGUAAUUUUGGUAUGAAUUAUGAGUAUGCUUAUGGGCAUACUUUUGACUAUUGCUCGGUUAGUAAUGGUUGGAGAUACCCUGCGUGACCUAUCUUAUUGUGUUCCCCAUUCUUCUUGACUAUUCAUUCGUGACACAUUAUGUGUGAUGUAUCCUGCGUGACUCAUUCUGUGUGGGGCCUAUUGCGUGACUAAUCCCUAACGACUUGCCGAGCGUGACGAUUCAUGCGACAGUUUAUUUACGACUGCGACGUUUUCCGAUUCCAUGCGAUCGAACACCGCCCUGCAACUGAGAUCUGAUAAUGUCUCAGUAUGUAGCGAAAUGGCUCAGUGUGUAGCGAAAUGUAUCAGUUUGCUUUAGUUGCUGCAAGCACCUUUGGUGGAAGCGAAGACCAAGCGAAAACUGGUGCGACGUGUCAACUCUGCUCUUGUCAACGGCUGUGGUGUGUUCUUUGUUUUGGCUUGGUACGUGUGAUAUCUUCGUGGCCUUUUCUGGUUAUUUACUUAAACAGCCGUUCUGAAAAUGUUGUCUUCUUUGCAUUUAGGGUGUGGCCAUUGUCAAAACGCGAAACCCAAAUUUCUAAAAGCGUCUGAGGCUUUUACUGCGGAACCGAACAAGGCUUUCACCGCUGUGGAUUGUACACAGGAUACUGGUAAAUACGUAAUUUAAUUUAAAUGCAAAAUAAUUCAAAACAUUCUGCUUAUUUCAACACCGUCGAACCUUCAUGUGCGACUACCUCUAGUAACGGACAGCUUCCCAUAAGUAACCACUUAUCCAAAAGACUAAAGUUUUCCAAGUCAAAUUACUCUAGUUGGAACCUCGUAAACGACCACCCCUGGUAAGCGACCGCGACUACUUUUUGGGGAGACAGUCCCGAGGGGGAGGGGGGUGCUACUCCCUUAUAUUCGCCUUAUAGGUAUGUGCCGCCCCAAAGGGUAGGGUUUCUGCGCCGUUUUGGUCUGAAAACGGCUAUAGACUUUGCCUAUUUUGGUCCGAAUUCGGGUAUGGUUUUCCAGGGAAUGCGUGAACGUAUUUGUCGUUCAAUUCCAAAUGAAUAAGAAAUAAAUAGUAAUAUGCGAAUUCGAGGUGGAUUUUAAUAAAUCUAUUUGUUGGCGUUCUAAUCUAAGUAAUGAUAACAUAAUUUCUGCCUACGCCAGGUCUGAAAACGGGUAUGGAUUUUAGAGGCCAGGGCUGAAAACGGGUCUGGAAAAUGACAAUUUUUUGAUCUGAAAUAGGGUCAGGAUUUGGAGAACCGGGCGGCACACCUCCACCACGAAUUCCCAGGAGUACCCUCCGGGAGAAAGUUUGAACAUUUUCCAUGGUUCUUUAAUCCUUUAAGUCCCAGCAGUGACCAAGAUAAAUUUUCUCCUAACAAUAUCCAUACACUGUCGAGAGAUAAGUUAUGAGAAUUAAUAAGAUGAUCACCCAAGAGAAACUGCCUUGAUCUAUCAUCAAAUUCUCUCAACUAAUUCUUUAAGGAAAUGUAUGGAGAUCAGUUUGGAGAAUUUGUAUGUGGAUACUGCGGCUUAAAGGGAUAACCUGUCGUAGGCGAUCACUUGACGCAUGGUCUGAUCUCUUUGCUAGUUCACUGUAUGUACUGCGCAUACGCUACUCGGUGUGUACCAAGAGCUUUUAGUGACAACAGGCAUCGUAACUUAGAAAUUUCAUGGAGUAAAUUCUCCUUCGCCUUCCCUCGGGACCCCUACUCGGAAAGGACCCCUUUUGGUUAGAUUCUUUGAAGCGUCCACUGAAACUUCGCAUUUGGAGUGGUCGUUUACGGGAGGUUCGACUGUAUCGUUCUAUGCAGGCGGUGACAUUUUCUAAUUUACAUUUAAGACUGAAUCCACCAGGAAAUUGAGUAAUUUUAAUUUUUAGGGGACAAAAACCUUGUGCCAGAAUGAUUUAAAGAAUAUUGCAUUCUUUUGUACAUUUUUUAAGGGCUAAAGAUGUAAUUAGUUAUGUGUAAUAACACCAAAGAAAAUUUCUUAUGGGAGCUCGAGAAAAUAAAUAUCAAACUUCACAAAAUGACAUCUUGCGCAUGAAAUUUUCAGAACUGUGCCUGUUUUUUCACAAUUCUUGUGAAAUUUGACAUUUACUUUCUCGGGCUCCCAUAAGAAAUUUUCUUUGGUGUUAUUACACAUAACUAAUUACAUCUGUAGCACUUGAAAAAUGUAAAAAAGAAUGCAAUAUGGUUUAAAUUAAUUCUGGUAAAAGGUUUUUGUCCACUGAAAAUUAAAAUUACUUAAUUUCCUGAUGGAUUCCAUCUUAAGAUGAUCUUCUUUUAUUUUUUUACUGCACAGAUUUAUGCGACAAGCAAGGCGUAAAUGGCUACCCGACCAUCAAGUAUUACAAGUUUGGCGCUUUUGUGGUGGAGUACGAUGGCGACAGAACAGAUCAGGACUUUGUGUCCUUUAUGAUGUCACCUCCUCACCCCCUCCCCCCUGAUCAACCUGAGAGCGAACCAGACGCCAAGAGAGACGAAUUAUAA